Messenger RNA from Adineta steineri, 675 nucleotides. The record is from the annotation of a GenBank genome assembly. NCBI's taxonomy places the organism in Eukaryota, Metazoa, Rotifera, Eurotatoria, Adinetida, Adinetidae.
AUGAAAUCACCGGAAUUAUCUGAAACCGACCGUUUCCGGGUUGGAUUAUUCGAUCUGGGAUUAACUACGUUACCACUUCUAUCCAAUUUAGUGUAUUUUGCAUUAACGGCACAAGAAUAUGGCUGCUCGAAGAUACUUGAUGCUAUUGCAACAACUAAUAGUGAAAUCUUGUUUAUAUCUAAAUUAAUUUGUUCAACAAAAUUUAUCGGUAAAUUGCGAUCUUUAGUAGCAUUAAGUAUCAUAAAUUGUGAUUUAGAUGAUUUAUUCCAAUUAUUUAAUGAUAAAUCUACAUUAACAUAUUUACGAAUUGAAUAUUUAUAUAAUGAUAAUUAUGAUGCAGAUAACAAAUGGAAUUUAAUUCAAGUCAAUACUAUUCAUUUAAAAUAUUUUACUAUCAACAAUUGUAGGAUCGAACUUAAAUUUAUUCAGUUCAUGUUAAACAAAAUGAAAAGUCUUAAGUUAUUUUCGAUAUCAGCAUCUCAAGCUGACAUGAUCAAUGCGGAAACUUGGAAAUUCAUCAUCGAACAUUCAUUAAUUAACUUAAAAAUAUUCAGAUUUUGUUUUGAUUACAAUAAUGAUGAUGUUUAUGAUGAAAAAAUUAAAAAAAUUAAACAAUUUCAAACUGAAUUUUGGUGGAAAAACAAUUGGAACCUUCCCCAGGACGAUGGUUGCUGA